UAUAGCCCCUCAGUGCUAUGAAUGCGACCCAGUCCAUUUACACCUUCCUCCCUGCGUGCUCCUCUCCGGCCAAACCCUUCGCCGAUUUGGGCCGGCCCACGAAACGGGGCAUAAAAAAAUGCCCCAAGUGCGGCAUCUACAACGGCACCCGGGGCAUGAUCUGCAAGAACAAGCACUGCGACGCCGUGUUCAAAGACUACGCCGACAAGCGCAAGUUGAGUCUGGACGCCGUGCGCCUCGUCGGGAUCGUGCGCCAGGUGUACUCGGUGCGGGUGCGCGACCGGGGGCCCGACCACCGGGGCUUCGUCCAGCUGCCGCUGCUGAACCCCGAACAGGACGCCCUGUGUUUCGUUGAUUCGUGCCAGAGGCUGUUCGACGACUCGAUUCUCAAGUGCCAUGAGCUGGAGCACAGCGAGACCGCGCUGCUGUGCGUCCACAUCGACGCGGCGAUUAAGAGCCAGAGCAUGGCAGCCCCCAUUGAGGUCCAAAAGGAGGUUUUGGCCUCGUUGAAGGUUUCGAAAGAAAUUAAAGCGAAGCUGUGGCAGUUGGCCACGGAGAAAGAGGGGCCUCUGGUGCAGAGAGUCUCGCGGACCGUGAUGGCGGUCAAGUGCCAAGUGAGCCCCAAACACCCCCUGGGGUACCUCCACUUUACCUUCGGGUGCACGAAAGGCCGCGAGAUUUACGACAAGUAUUACUGCAGUUGUACCGAAUUUAUGGUUUCAGGGAUUAUAAGCAAGGCGAGCAAUGUCCGACUCAAAUGUGUGCACUAUUAUGCGUGCAUUUGUGCCCUUGCCAGCGACCCGAAAUGUGCGCAAGAGUUUAGUCAUUUCAUUAAUUACGAAUUGGAGAACGGCUCCGAAGGGCCACAAGUUGAAAGUGUUAAAAGCACGCCUAAACCUGACAGGGUGCCGAAACUGAAGGUGGUUGAGCGAGUGACGAAACGUCCAAAAUUCAAAAAACUGGUCCCUAAUGUGUUUCCGGUUGAAAUCAAAGUGCUGGAAAGUGUGGAACAAGUCGCCCCAAGUGGGGGAAUUUCGUGGGGGUUUAUCGAAUGGUUGUCUUAUGUGACUGAAUCCAUAAACCAAACCAUGCACUUCGAGAAUUACGGCAAUUUAAACACUUUGGUUUUUUGCAUCCCUGAGGCAUUUUUUCAAGAAUUUACUAAACGAAUUCCAAGUAUCUAUCGGGAAAACGAAGUUUUUCCUGCCUUUAACUACCGAAUUAUGAACAUUUUGCAUCUCAAAGAGAUAUUUGAUACUCCAGAUGUCAAGUUGAAAAUUUCCAAGAGAUUUAUUCAUGACAAUCAAAAGGGUUACAUUGAGUACGAUGUUGAUGCAAACAUCAGUUGUCAGUCAAGUUUUAUUUUUUUCCUAAAUGUUGGACAAACCACGGUUGACGAGAGUGACAACACGAAUAAUCCCUUCUUGAUCGAGUGGAUCCCCGGAGUCACCAAUGCCACAAAAAUUGGACAGUUGAAGUUGCAGUAUAAAUAUGGGCGCAAAAGUACUACUUGAAUAUAAUAAUAAAACACUGAAAGACUGAAAAAA
Molecule: messenger RNA, 1547 nt
Organism: Tribolium castaneum (red flour beetle)
Lineage: Eukaryota; Metazoa; Arthropoda; Insecta; Coleoptera; Tenebrionidae
Exons: 4
Coding region: 18-1514 (498 amino acids)
Cellular component (GO): nucleus
Source: RefSeq, a predicted model, not a curated record